Molecule: messenger RNA, 1268 nt
Organism: Etheostoma cragini (Arkansas darter)
Lineage: Eukaryota; Metazoa; Chordata; Actinopteri; Perciformes; Percidae
Gene: armc1l
Product: armadillo repeat containing 1, like
Exons: 7
Coding region: 16-951 (311 amino acids)
Molecular function (GO): protein binding; metal ion binding
Source: RefSeq, a predicted model, not a curated record
UAGGAGUGGGCGAUCAUGCAGCGGAAGCAACGGGUCGUUGACCAAUUGCGUUUUACGAAACCUACAACCACGAAAUUUGUAUUUUGGUACACGAGCUACAUCUUCUCCUGGGUCUGGCAACCUAUAUUAACAAAGAUGAUGGGUGCACUGUCGGUGGUGAGUCAGCUGCGGGACCUGGCCUCUGAGCCGCAGAACCGAGAGGUGAUAGUCCAGGACCAGGGCUGUCUCCCCGGGCUGGUUCUCUUCCUGGACCACCAGAACCCAGACGUGCUACUCGCAACUCUUCAGACCCUGCGCUACUUGGCUGAGUUGUCCCCCAACAUCUCCACCAUGAAGAAUGAACUGGGUAUGAUGGUGAGCUUGGAGAAUCUAAUUGAGAGGGAGGGCCUGUCUGUUGACAUUACAGCCUUGGCCAAGGAGGUGUUUGACAUUCUGAGUGCACCUGCUAAUCCUGUGCCACGCACACCUGAGCGGGAGAGGAGAAAGAAAUCCCAGUUUUUUAUCAACUCCACCAACAAGAAGGCCAAGUCUGUCACUCUGCACAUCCAGGGGCUGGAUAGCACUGACCAGCGAGGCUUGUGUGAGGAGGCUCUUCUGAAGGUCAGAGGAGUGAUCAGCUUCACCUUCCAGAUGGCGUCCAAGAGAUGCACCGUCCGCAUCCGCUCAGACCUGCCCACCGAGAGUCUGGCAUCAGCCAUCGCCGCCACUAAGGUGUUGUCAGCCCAGCAGGUGGUGAAGAACGAGGCAGGGGAAGAGGUUUUUAUCCCUCUGAACCCAUGUGGUGGGGAAGUGCCGCAAAACUCAGCUCUACCAGACUACCUCCCAGAAGAAGAAGAGAGCCCAGAGAGGGAGGUCGACAGAGCGGUUUCCCGCACCAAAGCUAAGGAAGAUUCUAAUGGAAGCUGGCUCAAUGCUGCCGCCGGUUUCCUCACCAAAACCUUCUACUGGUAAUCCUGGCGGAGUUUAAUUUCCUGAGAUCCAGUGAUGCAAAGUUGUGCUAAAAGACUGCAACUGCUUUGUAGUUUGAAUGAGUGGACAUCACCGGCUGUUGGCACACCAAAGGCCUACAUCCUGGCAGUGUGUGCAUGGUCUGGACUUCACCAACUUGCCAUCAGUUUUCGGAAAAACACAUUGUCAGCGUGCAAAAGCACUACUGAUUUUUUUGCUCUUAUCUGGUUACUAAUGGAAAAUCACACACUUGAAUAUCUUGUCUCUGGACUUGCAUAAUGCGGUUUCCUAUCUAGUAUUUUCAAAUGUAAAUAUUUUCU